AUGUCAGGUCGUGGAGCUGAAAGUCUCAAGAAACGCGCUAAGUCCAAGUCACGAAGUGACCGCGCUGGACUUAAAUUCCCGGUCGGGAGAAUUCACAGGAUUCUUCGUAAAGGCAAUUAUGCUAAUCGCAUUGGAUGUGGCUCAGCUGUCUACUUGUCGGCAGCACUGGAGUAUUUGGCUGCUGAAAUAUUAGAAUUGGCAGGUAAAGCAGCCACUGACAAUGGCAAGAACAGGAUUUCUCCACGACAUAUUUUGUUGGCGGUGAAAAAUGAUGAUGAGCUUAAUAAGAUGCUGGAAGGCGUAACAAUAUCACAAGGAGGUGUCAUGCCUAGAAUCCAUCAAGAGUUGCUGCCAAAGAAAACUGCCACAAAAACAAAUAAAUCGCACACAAGUGUUGUAUCAUCACAGGAGUAU
This is a messenger RNA of Iphiclides podalirius (scarce swallowtail), 414 nucleotides long. Lineage: Eukaryota; Metazoa; Arthropoda; Insecta; Lepidoptera; Papilionidae. The record is from the annotation of a GenBank genome assembly.